GAUGCAUUUCGGCCCCCUCGUUUCCAGUGCACCAUUAUUAAUAAAGUCCGCUUCACAUCCACGACGAAUUAAGACGGCAGCUUCAUUUAAUUACUUUCAUCCGUCACUUUUGCCUCCCUUUUCCUUCAUAAAACUACCCUACAAAAACACAUGAUAUAUCACCUUUCACAAAACAAAGCGACUGCAGUCUUAUCCUGAACAAGAAAGAAAAAUGGAAAGCAUCGAGCACAGAACCGUGAACGUUAACGGCAUCAACAUGCACGUAGCUGAAAAGGGUAAAGGCCCAGUGAUUCUCUUCCUCCACGGCUUCCCUGAGCUCUGGUACACGUGGCGCCACCAGUUGGUAGCCUUCGCUGACUUAGGCUACCGUGCGGUGGCGCCGGAUCUUAGGGGCUACGGAGACACUGACGCACCUGCUGAAGUAGCUAGCUAUACUUGUUUUCACGUAGUGGGGGAUUUGGUGGCGCUUAUAGAGUCGCUAGGAGUAGAGAGUGUUUUCUUGGUGGCUCAUGAUUGGGGUGCAAUGAUAGGUUGGUACUUGUGUUUAUUCAGGCCUGAUUUGGUGAAGGCGUAUGUUUGUCUCUCUGUGCCUUUCAGACCAAGGCAUCCCAAAAUGAAGCCAAUUCCUACCAUGAGAGCUUUCUUUGGAGAUGAUUACUACAUGUGCAGAUUCCAGGAUCCAGGAAUGGAAGAUGAGAUAGCCAAAUAUGGGAGCGAAGCAGUACUGAAAAAGAUACUUACAGAUAGAAAACCAGGACCCCCUUGCUUGCCCAAGGAAAACCCCUUUGGCGUUUCCCCUGAAUAUUCUAAGCUACCUUCUUGGCUUUCUCAAGAUGACCUCAAGUAUUACUCUACCAAGUUUGACCAAAAGGGCUUCACUGGAGGAUUGAACUACUACCGUGCACUCGAUUUGAAUUGGGAGCUGACAGCUGCGUGGACAGGAGCAAAAGUGAAGGUUGCGGUGAAAUUCGUGGUUGGUGAGUUGGACUUGGUGUAUACGACACCAGGAAUGAAAGAGUAUGUGCACGGAGGUGGUUUCAAGAAGGAUGUUCCAAUGCUUGAUGAGGAUGUGAUUGUGAUGGAAGGAGCUGCCCAUUUCAUUAAUCAAGAAAGAGCUCAAGAGACUAACUCUCACAUUCAUAAUUUCAUUAACAAGUUCUGAUCAAACUCUACUUGCUUGCGAUUUACUGCUAUUCUGGUUACUAAACUGGAAUAAUGUGGUUUGGUAUCCGCAAACUUUUUGAAUGAAUUAAUCUGCAUGUUUCUGAUGUUUAAUAAAACGCUGUCAGUUCUAGUUCGCU
This is a messenger RNA of Nicotiana attenuata, 1301 nucleotides long. Its product is annotated as bifunctional epoxide hydrolase 2-like. The transcript is spliced from 3 exons. The coding region runs from base 212 to 1162 and encodes 316 amino acids. Gene Ontology annotation, molecular function: hydrolase activity. The record is from RefSeq and is a predicted model, not a curated record. NCBI's taxonomy places the organism in Eukaryota, Viridiplantae, Streptophyta, Magnoliopsida, Solanales, Solanaceae.